Arachis duranensis is the source of this 1192-nucleotide messenger RNA. RefSeq names its product expansin-A10. Gene Ontology annotation, cellular component: extracellular region. The record is from RefSeq and is a predicted model, not a curated record. The transcript is spliced from 3 exons. Bases 103 to 861 code for a protein of 252 amino acids. Gene Ontology annotation, biological process: plant-type cell wall organization. Lineage: Eukaryota; Viridiplantae; Streptophyta; Magnoliopsida; Fabales; Fabaceae.
UUACUAUUUGGCCACAAUGCAGCAUCUAUUUAUUCCACUACCUUUUGCAUUCUUCUUCCAUAGUUCCAUUUAUUCUUCACUCCAUUAACUGCUGCAUGAAAGAUGGGAUUUUUGGGAGUUGUGUUGAUGGGGUUUAUUUUAUUAGUAGGAGUAGGUGUUCAUGGGAAUGAUGCUAAUGGUAAUAGUUGGUUGGAUGCCCAUGCAACCUUCUAUGGUGGGGGUGAUGCCUCUGCCACAAUGGGUGGAGCUUGUGGAUAUGGAAACCUGAUUAGGCAAGGAUAUGGGACUGAAACAGCCGCUUUGAGCAGUGCAUUGUUCAACAAUGGCAUGAGCUGUGGGGCAUGUUUUGAGGUGAAGUGUGUGAGUGAUCAAAGAUGGUGCCUCCCUGGCUCAGUUGUGGUCACUGCCACCAAUUUCUGUCCUCCAAACAAUGCCCUCCCAAGCGAUAACGGCGGUUGGUGCAACCCUCCCCUUCAACACUUUGAUCUCUCUCAACCUGUCUUCCAACAAAUUGCUCAAUACAGAGCCGGCAUAGUCUCUGUAGCUUAUAGAAGGGUCCCAUGCCAAAGGAAAGGAGGCAUCAGAUUCACCAUCAAUGGCCAUUCUUACUUCAACUUAGUCCUAAUCACCAAUGUUGGGGGUGCGGGCGACGUUACCGCGGUUUCCAUCAAAGGAUCAAGAACCGGUUGGCAACCAAUGUCCAGGAACUGGGGUCAGAACUGGCAGAGCAAUUCUUACCUCAAUGGACAAAGCCUCUCCUUUAAGAUCACCGCCAGCGACGGCCGCACCCUUGUCUCCAGUGAUGUUGCCCCUCCUGGUUGGUCCUUUGGCCAGACCUUCACAGGGCAACAAUUCCCUUAGGAGACACAAUAACAUAGAUCCUUAUUUCUCAUACAAUUACUACUAUAUUACCAUUUAUGGUUGAUAUUCAGUAGGAUAAAUUUAUAAUGCAGAGUAAAACAAAUAUAGGAGUAAGUCAUUAAGAGAAAAUGGGAGGGGAUUAUUUUAAAUUGUUCCUUAUCAUUUGGAUUGUAUUACAAUAAGAGUUAUGCGCUGCUUUCUAAAGGCAGUGGGGAGAUUAUCACCGGCCAUUUUAUCUUAUUUUUUUGGUCUAUUGUGAGGUUUAGUCAAGUUUGAAGCAUGAUUUUUGAGCUUAGCCAAGAAUAACAAGAAUAUAUAUAAUAAGAAGCAU